CAUCUCAGAGUGCCGAAGGCUCUGGUCCGUCCUGAUUUGCUUUUUAAAACAAAAGUUUGCCGGUGUGUUUAAAGCGGUGAAUACCGUUUGAAGGGUUAAUGGCAAAUCUGAAAAACUGUCCUCGCUGUUGGUGGGUAUGUUUUCACACAACAACGCCCCAUUAAGAGGCGUGUCUUCCGCUCAGUACAUUAUUGCUUGUCUGCUCUUCUUCAGACAUUAUUCUUGCGUGUGCCCCAGGAUGUUACGACCAGAUGAAGUGACCUCCCCCGGAACGGAUGGAGGUGGGUUCACGUUCCUCCGUUUGUGAGAGUCAGCGCCGUUUCGCAGAUCUCCCGACAACCAGCCGACCCUCCUGUAGCUCGGUCUCGUAGCAGUUGGAGAGCUGGCCCUCCUGGGGCUCAGCCGCAAGGACCCUUCCGAGAAUCAAAGUGUAUUGAAUCUGAUGAGCAACUCUGAGCAAAUGAGAGAAUGGAAGGUAAAGAGGGCAUGAGAGGAAGAACUCCAGACAAGCCAGGGACAGAGGGGAAUAGAGAAGAAGAGGGAGAUGACCGAUGAGGAUCUAAGUAGAAGAGCUCGCUCCUCCCCGCAGACGUCCGCAAGAGGAUCAUAGCCUGUCUGCGAGGGGAUGUCAGGAAGUCAGCCAUCCAUCUUUCUCAAGAGCUACAACAGGAAAAAAAUAGCUGUCCAGCAAUGUCUGUACCAGCUGAAGAAUGAAGGGAAGGUACAGAAAGUAGAUGAGAAGCACUGGACCUUGUGUGGAGAAACCGGGAACAAGGCAGCCGCAAAGUGUACCUCGCUGGUGCCUCUGAAAACCGUGGCUCGGCCUCUUGUGAGCUACAAUGGAAGUGAACUCAGCCUGCUUCAACAGGACGUUCUGAGUCGUCUGUCAAACUGGGGGUCUGUGACUGCCCUGCAGCUUGCCAAGUCCAUGGGCUAUGCGUCCAAGAAAUCGGUUAACCCUGCACUAUACGCCCUCAAGACCCGAGGCCUGGUGAAGAUUGAAGGCUCGACGUGGAGCAUCGUGGGGGAAGGAGAUUCUACAGGCAGUGGUCGGGUGAGCGAGCAGCCGAGCACACACAAGAGCAGAGCAGACCCCAGCAUCCAGGUGAACCAGUACCAUCUCUCCAUCACCCAUAACUACGGUGACCAGGUCACCAACAUUCAACAGCACGGCGUCUCUAGCAAUAACAUCACCGGUGGUGCCCAUGGGAACUGCUACAUUCAGGUGGGCUCCCAAAACACCAUGACCGGCAGAGAAGACCCCAGCCAAGGGGAAGAGGGGAAAGCCACUCCAGGUCGUUCGGAAGCUGUCGGUACUGAGGCCGAACUGGGAGGAAACUUGGAGACCGGUGGUACUGGGGACAAAGAGGGAGGAGUGUCAGGCACAGGCACUGAAUUUCACAUCGAUGUCAUGACUGACCAGCUCUCUGGUCUUCAGAUUGGGAACAGCAACCAGAUGAAGAUCUGCUGCGACCCUACGAGUGAGGAUUCUGCAAGUGAAGAUCCCUUGCAUGAGGAUACUGAGGAAUAAUGAAAACUCCAUCGGGGACAGUUUGGGGGGUGGUGUUUCAACUGCUUUGCCUGGUGUUGGAGAGCAUGGGGUCACAAAUGGAUUACAUUCCUGCUGUUUAUUCCUCCUGUAAUUCCGAGCCAGUCUUGUCCAAUCUGGCUUUCCCGAGACAUCUGGAUCAUAUCUUUUUAUCAACUGCCUUUGCUUUUCAGUCUGGUGCCCAAAGAUACUGCUUUAAAUCAAGGACACUGUGCAAAACAGAAAUUGAUGGAAAGCUCAGCAGGUCUUCCAGCAUCUGUGGAGAGAAAUCUGAGUUAAUGUUUUGGGUAACCCUUCCUCAGAGGCAAAGAGAUGGCUACAGCAUUAAGGCAAAAAAACGAACAUGUUUACUGGAGCACUUUGUGAGUUCUGUGCAAUAUUACAAUCAGCUGGAAUGGAGACAGCAGAAAUAGACACCAUUGAGCUGAUGACUUCUGGAAAAAAUGGUUUUGAAUUGUUUAUCUGUAGUUUGAAUCUGAUUAGCUGGAAUAAAUCAUCUCACUUAAAAACAGCUGCUUAGUAUGUGCCUUUUUAUCAACCUGGAUCUGAAAAAUCCUGAGAUGCUGCUUGGCCUGCUGUGUUCAUCCAGCUUCACACUUUGUUAUCUGAAAAAUCAAGGGUGUUUGGGAGACUUUGCAAAUUUCUUUCAAAAUUGAUCAGCUUUGUGAUAAGUAACCAAGAGCACUGGGAAAUCAGAAGAUCGGGAACGCUACAAAAACAAACAGGAUGACAAAGAGAGAAAUAAGGAAGGAGAGGAUCAAAUUUGAAGGUAGGCUAGCCAGUAGUAUUAGAAAUAAUAGUAAAAGUUUCUUUCAAUAACAUAAGAAACAAACGAGAGGCAAAAGUAGAUUUGGGCCGCUCCAAAUAGAUGCUGGAAGGCUAGUGAUGGGAGAUAAGGAAAUAGCUAAGGACUUAAUAAGUACUUUGCAUCAGUCUUCACGGUGGAAGACAUGAGUAGUAUGCCAACAAUUAGGGAGAGUCAGGGGACAAAGUUGAGUAUGGUAGGCAUUACAAAAGAGAAAGUGCUAGAAAAGCUAAAAGGUCUAAAAAUUGAUAAAUGUCCCGGCCCCGUUGGGCUACAUCCUAGAGUUCUGAGGGAGGUGGCUGAGGAAGUAGCGGAGGCUUUGGUCGUGAUCUUUCAAAAGUCACUAGAGUUUGGGAAAGUCCCAGAUGAUUAGAAAAUUGCUGUUGUGACCCCCUUGUUUAAGAAAAGAUCAAGGCAAAAGAUGGAAAAUUACAGGCCGAUUAGCCAAACCUCGGCUGUUGGUAAAAUUCUAGAAUCCAUUGUCAGGGAGGAGAUUUCUAAAUUCCUGGAGUGCAGGGUCAGAUUAGAACAAGUCAGCAUGGAUUUAGUAAGGGGAGGUCGUGCCUGACAAACUUGUUAGAAUUCUUUUGAAGAGGUA
This is a messenger RNA of Stegostoma tigrinum, 2952 nucleotides long. RefSeq names its product Z-DNA-binding protein 1-like. The record is from RefSeq and is a predicted model, not a curated record. Gene Ontology annotation, molecular function: double-stranded RNA adenosine deaminase activity; RNA binding; DNA binding. The transcript has 6 exons. Lineage: Eukaryota; Metazoa; Chordata; Chondrichthyes; Orectolobiformes; Stegostomatidae. Gene Ontology annotation, biological process: positive regulation of type I interferon-mediated signaling pathway. Bases 626 to 1531 code for a protein of 301 amino acids.